Molecule: messenger RNA, 1559 nt
Organism: Nylanderia fulva
Lineage: Eukaryota; Metazoa; Arthropoda; Insecta; Hymenoptera; Formicidae
Gene: Snx6
Product: sorting nexin 6
Biological process (GO): phagosome-lysosome fusion involved in apoptotic cell clearance
Molecular function (GO): phosphatidylinositol binding
Source: RefSeq, a predicted model, not a curated record
GAGUCGAAUGUCGCGCUGCAUCUCGGAAAUAUGCCGUGACUGUACACGUCUUGGCUGUUUUACCAGCGGAAGUGCCAUCGUCAGUCGGCCCCGGCAACGGGUUCGCGCGCAGAGUAUUUGAGAAGAACAUCAUCGGUCAACCCUCACCGCUUCGACAACGAGAUAUACGUGCAUUAUUUGGCGUCUGACGAUCCUAUUAAUCCUCCUGCUGUCAAACACGGUGUGCCAAGGAGACGACGCCAGUGGACGCCAUGAUGGACGGUAUAUGUGACACUGCCGACAUCUUAAACAGCGUGCCUGCGAAGAAGACAAUCCAUGCUGAUACCAUAGAUCUCUCGGAUAAGUCCCUGCAGGUGGACAUUUCGGAUGCUCUCAGCGAAAAGGAUAAAGUAAAGUUUACUGUACAUACAAAAACUACUCUACCUGAAUUUCAAAAGCCGGACAAUCUAGUUGUGAGGCAGCAUGAAGAGUUUGUAUGGCUCCAUGAUCGAUUUGAAGAGAACGAAGAGUAUGCUGGUUACAUUAUUCCACCAUGUCCACCAAGACCGGAUUUUGAUGCGUCACGUGAGAAGUUGCAAAAACUUGGCGAGGGUGAAGGAAAUAUGACACGUGAAGAAUUUAAUAAGAUGAAGCAAGAAUUAGAAGCGGAAUACUUAGCCACUUUUAAGAAAACUGUUGCUAUGCACGAAAUGUUUUUGACCAGACUGGCGCAUCAUCCAGUUUUUCGGAAUGAUCAUAAUUUGAGGGUAUUCUUAGAAUACGAUCAAGAUCUUUGUGUACGAGGAAAGAAUAAAAUGGAAAUGUUUGGUGGUCUAGUAAAGUCGUUUUCUAAAACUACCGAUGAAUAUUAUUUAUCGGCUACAGUAAAAGAUGUGAAUGAUUUCUUUGAUCAAGAAAUGACAUUCCUUCAAACUUAUCACCAUAAUCUAAAAGAAGCAACAAGGUUGGCUGAUCGUCAAACAGCUAAACAUAAAGAUGUAGCAGAUUCAUAUAUAAAGAUUUCCACCAAUCUUUUACAAUUAGCUACAACAGAUACUGGAAAACUUGAAAGAUUUUUAACUAAAAUUGCUGAGACUUUCGAGAAAUUACGAAAAGUUGAAGGACGGGUAGCAUCAGAUGAGGAUUUAAAAUUAUCAGACACUCUUCGUUAUUAUAUGAGAGAUACAGCUGCAGCUAAAAGACUUCUCUUUAGAAGACUGAAAGCUUUACACGAAUAUGAAUCUGCGAAUCGCGCCCUUGAAAAAGCUCGUGCCAAAAAUAAGGAUGUUCACGCAGCACUGGAAGUUGCUGAGGCGGAACACGCACAGACUGAAGCAUGUGAGAAAUUUGAACAGAUGUCUGAUAAAGGAAAAGAAGAAUUAUUAGAUUUCAAGACUAGGCGAGUAGCAGCAUUUAAAAAGAAUCUCAUUGAAUUAACAGAGCUGGAAAUAAAACAUGCUAAAUCGCACGCGGAAUUGCUCAAGAAAUGUUUAUCCGUACUCCGGGAAGAGUGAUCUUUUAGCGUUGCCAUGGAUAAACCUAUAUGCAUGCGUCUUGUAUGCAGAUAACAGUUUAUUUAA